Anguilla rostrata (American eel) is the source of this 3673-nucleotide messenger RNA. It is a transcript of the gene ppap2d, whose product is annotated as phosphatidic acid phosphatase type 2D. The coding region runs from base 962 to 1945 and encodes 327 amino acids. Gene Ontology annotation, biological process: signal transduction; phospholipid dephosphorylation; phospholipid metabolic process. The transcript has 6 exons. Lineage: Eukaryota; Metazoa; Chordata; Actinopteri; Anguilliformes; Anguillidae. Gene Ontology annotation, cellular component: plasma membrane. Gene Ontology annotation, molecular function: phosphatidate phosphatase activity. The record is from RefSeq and is a predicted model, not a curated record.
UUAAAGAGAAACUUCGGAGUAGUACGGAUAGUACGGAAGGGUGCCAGAACAGGGAUCGAUCUCGUCUAAGAAACUUACACCUUGCGGCCUCUUUGGGUUGCCUGCAGCUGCUCUCGGUGAGCCAUUCAGGAGUUUCACUCUCACUUUAUUACUACCUUGUAAAUAAUUAACCAGCAGCUAGCCAACGGAACAGGAAGAAACGAUCUCGAAAGUUUGAAGAAACUGCCGUAGCCUACCCGUCAGUGGCGAACUCUGGACACGACUCUAAGACACUGAAGGGGGCACCUUUGCAAAACUCAUUCGUGCGUGGGAGUUACUCCCGUGGGAGCGAAAUCAAGCGGAAGCAUACCGUAACCAUCACAAGUCAAAACAAUACCAAGUUGUAGGAGACCCACUAACGUCUGCGGGCAGGGACCGACUCGAAUGCAGGGAAAAUAACAGAUGUGGAUUACUACUCCAGGAAAGUGAAAUGGCUACACUCUGCUGAAUAGAAGACCGGGCCAUUUGUCAUCAGUCCCAAUUUUUCUGCGGAUUGCCGAAGCCUUCUGUCGAAGCUGGCUAUCGAUUUUGCCUGGUGACGAGCUGCCUGUCACGAUGGGCACUUCGGACAUUAAUAAACGCAGGUGAAACAUUUUAGAGCGGAGGUCGCAAGAGAAAGUUGGCGUGCAAACAAGACGCUUAAACUCGGUGUUUUCCAUCUCUGUUUAUAAUUACCACGGAAUCGCUCUUGGACAUUUAUUAACAGGCACGGAUACUAGUGGAUGGAUUAACCAUUACGAUUUUAUUUGUCGUAACUUUUUCAGGCAUUUUUUUUGUUUAGUGCUUUAAACACAGUUAGUUUACUAGCUAUCCAGUAAGCAGCUGAGAACCAUAAAGGCGCGUAUCUGAGAGAAUACUUCUUGUCAGCUAAACGGGGUACAUAAACAGUUUUUUUUUAAGUUAAUCGGAAUUACGAGGAACUAUGCACAAAUACAACCCCAACAACGCCGGCACACUCUCGCGGGACGCGGAGAUCCAACACCGCCUGACUGACAACGGUGGAGUCGGGGACUCGGUGAAGGAGAAUGGGUCUGGGAAGAAGGACUCUGGCGCGGAUAUUCCUGACACACCGUGCACCAAAAGAAAGAUGCUGGUGGGCUUGGACCUUCUAUGUCUGGUCGUAGCCUCCAUCCCGUUCCUGGCGUGCGAGCUGAAGGCGGUGACCCCUCACAGACGGGGCUUUUUCUGCGGGGACCCCAGCAUCGCGUACCCCCUCCUGAAGAGCGAGGCCAUCCCGGACCCCGUGCUGAUCGCGGGGGGGCUCCUCAUCACCGGGGUGGCGAUCGCCCUGGGAGAGUGCUACCGCGUGCGUUUCCUGGGCGUGCGUUCGCGCGCCUUCAUCAGGAACCUGUACGUGUCCAGCCUGUACAAGGAGCUGGGCAGCUUCCUGUUCGGCUGCUUCAUCGGCCAGUCCCUCACCAACAUGGCCAAGCUGAGCAUCGGCCGGCUCCGCCCCCACUUCCUGUCCGCGUGCAAAGUCACCUACGCGUCCCUCAACUGCACCCCCGGCACCUACGUCCCCAAGGUCAACUGCCAGGAGACUGACCAGCGCAUUCUGGAUGAAGCCAGGAAGUCCUUUUUCUCAGGCCACGCCUCCUUCGCGAUGUACACCAUGCUGUACUUGGCUUUCUACCUGCAGGCGCGGUUCUCGUGGCGAGGGGCCCGGCUCCUGCGGCCCCUCCUCCAGUUCCUGCUGGUGCUGCUGGCGAUGUACACAGGCCUGAGCCGGAUCUCUGACUACCAGCAUCACCCGACCGACGUGCUGACUGGCUUCCUGCAGGGGGCGCUCACGGCUUACUGGGUGGCUUUCUACAUCUCGUCCAUGUUUAAGAGUCCUCGGCCCGAUCUGCUGACCAACAGCCUGUCCCUGGAGUCGCCUCUGUCCAGCCAGCAGACUGUCUGCUAGCACUGCCUGAGAAGGAGGGAGGGAGGGGGAGAGAGAGAGGGAGGGAGGGAGGGAGGGAGAGAGGGAGAGGGAGAGAGGGAGAGAGACCAAGAGCGAGCAGGAGAGAGAACAACUAAGCACAACACACCAACACGACUUCAGAAGAGAGGAUGGAAGGACGAGUCCCUUGGGGGAAGAAGGAGAAAAGAAGGGGAUGAAGAGGAGGAGAGAAAGGGAAUGAAAGUGACUGAGAGACUAUUUUAUUUUGACUGAGACGGAGUGAGAAAGGAGGAAAUGAACUGGGGAGCAGAUGAGAGAAAGAAAACAAGGGACAGUUAUGCUCUUCUCUUACACACACACACACACACACACACACACACACACACACUCUUUCAUUGGACAUGUAUAGAGUGACCCGUCCUGAGAGGUGGUAUACACAAGUACAGAUAGAUGUAUAUAAAAUAUCUUAUAGCUCACGCUGCUAAUAAUGAUUAUUCGAAUAGUUAACACGUAUACAUUUCAUAAUGUAUAUUUAAUGUGUAGUUUAAGCUUGUAACCGUGAGACUUGUGGUUUAAAAAAACGGUUGUCUUGGUGCAGAAUUUGGACGGUGACGAACAUGUGACCCCCUCCGUCCUUCCUCGUCACCUGUGACCUCUGACCUUUGCGGUCAGUGAUAUUGUCGGUCAUCCUAACCGACCUGAAGCCAGCGCAAAACCUUUUAGCUGGGAAAUGCCACGUUUCGACCUCGUAGGUUUCGAUGAGAGGCGGGCCGGUGGGGUUUGGCGGAGACCUGCGAUUGGCUGGCUGCGAGCGGUGUGUGUGUUUUUGACGAUGCAAAUUGCGGGUAGUACUACUGCUACUAUUAGCACUGCUGCUAGUACUACAAUUUGCAUUAAACCGCUCUCGCGGGGUCUGAAGUUGCGCUCAGCCUGGUCCAGAGUGCUCUGAGAGGAAUUUGCUGUUUUUUUAAUUUUUUCUUUCCUGUAGUGAUGUAAAAGAUCUGUGACCUACAGGCUGCCCCGACCGCUUCUUUGACCGCAGAACAAGCUGCCUUUCUGUCCUCGUGUUGUAAGUCCUGUUACGGAAGAAAUGUGCCCUCCUUUGGCCGCUGUGUCUGAAUAACCACUUCAACCAUACCUCUGGUGCGGAGCUGUGACUGAAUAUUGACCCCUGACCCUUGACCCAUGACCCAUGGCUGACCUUCAGAUGGUAAACUUUGACUUGAGCCGCACAUUGAGUUAAGGCCUCUCACACAGUCACCGGCGGUGUGUGUUAGCUCCUUUGCAGCACUUGAAAUAUGUUAGAGGAAUCUUUCGUAUUUGUAAUUUGUCAAUUUUUUUUUUGUUUGUUAUUCUCAAGUUAAAAAAUAUAUAUUUUUUGUUUAUGUUGUUCUUUGUUUUGUUUGUUUGUUUGUUGAAAUGUGUUUUUUUUUCCCCUCCCCCAAUUGAUUGUUCUUAAGAUUUUAAAUGAAUGUAUAUAAAUCCUUUGUAAAGUGGCCAGAAUUUCAGAAGUAUUAUUAAUGAUUUGUGUUUGUUUUUGUGUUCCGUGUGCUAACCAGGUACGGACUGUUCCAUUGUUUGUGUUGCAUUUAACGACUAGUGACUGAGCCAGACAGAUGUUAUAAGAAAGCUAUAUUUAUCCAUUUUUAUUUUGCUAUAAUCUUAUUCGUUUACUCUGGUGAACGCCAGAGGAUUUAAUAACCACUGUACUCAAAAAAUAAAAAAUAAAAUGAAUGUUAAAUCUUUUAA